AAAUUCUUUGGCUGCAGACCAAAGCUUUUAGCAAUUUUUCUUUAAAAUAAUUUUUAACGUUAAAAAACAUGUCCAAGUGGUUCUGUUAUUCAAAAAAUAAUGCAAACACCCAAAGUUCUAAUUCGACAUCCACUUCCUCUGUUUCCUCCUCUCUUGCAUAUGAUUUAGAUAAUUUAAAUAUCACUCAAGAACGUCUAAAGCGUUAUGCUGAUGAGGCAAAUACUUUAUCUUCUGAAACUUCUGAUACAACGUUAACUGCCAAUACGGAAGAUGAUUUAAAGACUAAAACUAUCUUUUUACGAGAAAAGGCUAUAUCCAAAACACUCAAUAAAAUCAAACUUUCAAUGAAAGUUGAUCUUUGCUUCGUUUUAGACUGCACUGGAUCUAUGGAGUCCCAUAUUGCUGCUGCUAAAGAUUGUAUCUCACAUGUAUUAAACUAUAUUAUACGUACAAAUUCAAAUAUUAAGCUUCGGGUUGGUUUUUGUGGCUAUCGAGAUCAUAAUGAUAAAGGUGAUCGUCUGCAAUUUUUAGAUUUUACCGACAAAUAUGAGCAAUUUACAACAUAUAUGCAUAAAGUAAAAUCUGUUAGUUCAUCAAAUAAUGAUAGACCAGAGGAUGUUCUUGGAGGUCUUGAUGCAGCAAUAACUCAAAUGGAUUGGCAAAAUAGCACUCGUGUUCUUUUUCAUAUUGGUGAUUGUCCACCACAUGGUCGUCGUUUCACAACCUUAAGAGAUAACUAUCCAGAUGGUGAUCCAAAUGGCUUAACAGCAGAAAAUGUACUAGAAAAGAUGCAAUCAAAAAAUAUAUUUUACUUUUUUGGAAAAAUUACAGAUAAAACUGAUAAAAUGCUUGAAAUAUUCCGUGGUAUAAUUGGUGAAUUCCCUAUGUUUGAUCUUGUAGGAGGAGAUCCAAUUAAACUAAUUGAAAAAUUGAUUAAAGCAACUUCAUCAUCUAUUACUUAUGCUGUUUCAAGUACCAUUGGAAGCAACUCCAAAGAAAUAUAUUCUUUGAAACAAAAAAAACUUGAUAUGAAUCCAAAUGUACCCGAUUGGAACACUCUUUCUUUACAAAAAGGAGUAGUUAUGUGGUAUUUUAUUCCUAAAACUCUUGACGAACUUAAAAAUCCAACAUACUUUAACAAACCGAAACUCUUUUCUGAAAGUUUCUCCUUCAAGAUUGCCCAACAACCAUUUUCCGGAGGUGUUGAAAAAUGUGCAUAUUUUGCUCUUGAUAUCAAGCGUAAUAAAAUACCUUUCAUUCCUUGCAUAGCUAAACAACAAAUGAAAGAAAUGGUAAUAAAAGAAUACAUUCAUAUUGGGAAGAAUGAUCCGUUUGAAAAGUAUCUUGAGGCGGUAGAAGUCUCUACAGUUGCAUAUUUUCUCUCUGAAGAAUUUAAUCGACAUGCAAAAAGAAAAAAUAUUCCCAAAGUAAAUUUUCUCAAUGUAAAACUUUUACGUUGUGGUACUAUUGACCUUCGUACUCGGUAUUAUAUUAUUGAACCAAGACUUAAAGAUGCAGAGUAUAAACGAUUCAAUGCAAAUACUGGUGUAAUUACAGAACUUCGGCCUACUCUUGAAGCAUUUGUUCACUUCACAUAUGAAUACACUGAAGGAUAUUUAGUGGUUUGUGACCUUCAAGGAAUUGAACUUAAUAAUGAAUUCAUAUUAACUGAUCCAGCAAUACAUUGUAUUGAUUCUUUAAGAUUUGGAGGAACAAAUUUUGGUAAAGAUGGAAUUAGCGAAUUGUUCUUGGCAAAUCAUAGAUGUAACGAUAUUUGUAAAAAGUUAAAAUUAAGUCAUAUUGAUAACAGUGCAUUCAACUUAGUCCCAACAAGUGACAACAACUAAAUUUAAUGAAAUUCAAAUCACUACUACUCAAAUCUAAUCAUACAAUGAUAAAACAGAACAAGCCUAACAGAUCUACGUUGUUAAAUUUUCUAUAAAAUGUUUUUUAAUGCAAUUCAAAGUUAGAAUAUUUUACUAUUAAAUUAAAUUAAAUAUUAUGCCACUUCACAAUUAUGUGUAAAUCUGACCAAAAUUACUUUUAUCUGAUCAUUAGCUAUGAAUUUGGAUAAAAUUAUAUACAAAUUUGGCCAGAAUUAAGAAUAAUAAUUUAAACUAUAUAAAUCUAGCCAAUAAAACUGCAAGUUUAACGUAUCACGUGAUAU
Rhizophagus irregularis DAOM 181602=DAOM 197198 is the source of this 2167-nucleotide messenger RNA. RefSeq lists its product as uncharacterized. The record is from RefSeq and is a predicted model, not a curated record. Gene Ontology annotation, molecular function: ATP binding; protein serine/threonine kinase activity. Lineage: Eukaryota; Fungi; Glomeromycota; Glomeromycetes; Glomerales; Glomeraceae. Gene Ontology annotation, biological process: protein phosphorylation. Gene Ontology annotation, cellular component: cytoplasm.